Molecule: messenger RNA, 1261 nt
Organism: Zingiber officinale
Lineage: Eukaryota; Viridiplantae; Streptophyta; Magnoliopsida; Zingiberales; Zingiberaceae
Product: trihelix transcription factor ASR3-like
Exons: 4
Coding region: 33-761 (242 amino acids)
Source: RefSeq, a predicted model, not a curated record
UAGGUCGGAUGGGUCCAUCAUCCAACCGUUAAAUGUCGAACGACGCUGCAUGGUCGAGCAGGAUGGGCGGGGAGCGCGCGGGAGGAAAUGGCGGCGCCGUGGGCCACCGGCCGCCGCGGCGACGCUGGUGGAACCGCGAGAUCCUUGUUAUGUUAGAAGGUAAGCGAGCGGUAGAGGCGCGGGACAGGGAUCCCUUUGUCGCCGUGCCGGCGGAGACGAAAUGGGAGGCUGUGUCAUCCUACUGCCGCCAAAAGGAGGUGUACCGGAGCUCAGAACAGUGUCGUAGGCGGUGGGGUACACUGAUGAACGGUUACAGAAAGAUACGGGCGUGGGAGACGAGGGACGGUGCGGCCGCUGGCAAUUCCUACUGGACGAUGGGAAGCCAAGAAAGGAAGGACCGGCGGCUGCCAGGGAUAUUCGAGGGCAUGUUGUAUCGCAUUCUUGAGGCAGACGUGGAGUCUGACGGCAGGGUCGGUGAUGUUGGAGAGAGGAUGCAAGAAGACGAAGAGGAAGAUAACGAGGAUGGGGCGGAGGCGUCCUUCUCUAGCAAUCAAGAUGCAACAGAGAGUGGAUCUUUCUCCUAUGCCGAUCAGGUGAAUGUGAUAAAGGACCUGCCGUCGCCAAUUGCUGCCACGCCAAUAUCAAUGAGAAAAUUUGAGCCAUCUCAACAGGAGUUCGCUGAUCCUGCCAUAUUUGGGUUGUACCUUUGGAAUCUAGGGCGCUGCUGCGCUGCUCUGCAUACAAGGAAUUACAAAGGAUGAGCAGCCAACUAAUGAUUCUGAAAAUAAAUCACCACAGCAAGGAAGAAAGCGUCAUCGAACUUCACAAGAUGAAGUAAUAAACAACAAUCCUUACAGGAAACUAAUUGAAGUCUUAGAGAGGAACAACACGGUGAUUAUGGCACAACUUGAAGCUCAAAAGCUUAACAUUCAGCUGGACAGAGAUCAAAGGAGGGAACAAGCUGACAGACUACUCACCAUCCUUGACAAAGUUGCUGAUGUUCUCGGAAAAUUUGCAGAUAAGCUGUAAAUAACUGAUACAAGGAUGUGGGAAGGAUUCAAUGGUUGGCAAAGCUAAAGAAUCACAUAAUCCCUAGUUUUACUGCAUUGUUAAGGAGCAAUACAUUUUCUCAGAGAACCUUUUGUUUUACUCAAUCAUGGUUAACACGAAAUAACAUUCUUUUGUUAGUAUUAAUUCUCUGAGCUGACAAAGAUAGGCUGAUGAAGUAAAUCAACAAUGGCUUCCUGUGUCAACAUAUUUG